This is a messenger RNA of Leucoraja erinaceus (little skate), 3995 nucleotides long. It is a transcript of the gene glyr1, whose product is annotated as glyoxylate reductase 1 homolog (Arabidopsis). Gene Ontology annotation, molecular function: oxidoreductase activity, acting on the CH-OH group of donors, NAD or NADP as acceptor; NAD binding; NADP binding. The record is from RefSeq and is a predicted model, not a curated record. The transcript is spliced from 16 exons. Bases 92 to 1615 code for a protein of 507 amino acids. NCBI's taxonomy places the organism in Eukaryota, Metazoa, Chordata, Chondrichthyes, Rajiformes, Rajidae.
GCCGGGGCGGGGCGGGGCUGGGCUGGGCGGCGUCUCCCUCCCUCCCUCCCGGCGGCGAUGAUGAUGAUGAUGAUGAUGGACUGCGAGUAAGAUGGCGGCGGCGACGACGACGGCGAGUUUACGGGUGGGAGACUUGGUUUGGGGAAAGCUGGGUCGGUAUCCGCCUUGGCCCGGAAAGAUUGUCAAUCCACCGAAAGAUCUAAAGAAACCACGGGGCAGAAAAUGCUUCUUCAUAAAAUUCUUUGGAACUGAAGACCAUGCAUGGAUCAAAGUUGACCAGCUUAAAUCUUACCAUCUUCACAAGGAGGAAAUGAUAAAAUUCACCAAAGGGAAACGCUUUCAACAAGCAGUGGAUGCGGUUGAGGAAUUCAUUAAAUCCAAGGUAUCUGCACUUACCUCGUCAGAAGAGAAAAACAAACACAUUUCAUCUGAAGAUAAAAGACACAAUUCCUCCACGGACAUUUCCGAGCACAAUACAAGGAAAAGGGGUCGACCGCCUAAAGAGGACUCUCUCCCUGAGCCAUCCACAGUAAAGCGAUGGGAUGCAAAUCCAAUUGCAGCCUACAAAUGGAAGCUAGUAAAGGACGACCCUCACUUCCAUCAUUUUCUGCUCAGUCAGUCUGAGAAGCCAGGUUCAUGCUCUGCGAUAAUUCAAAAGCUGAAGACCACGGCUGAAGAGGAAGCAGAGUCUACAUCCAUCCAGGCAGCUGACAGUACUGCAACUAAUGGCAACAUUAUUCCCACAGAUAAAAGGAUAGGUUUCCUUGGUCUUGGCUUGAUGGGAAGUGGAAUUGUUGCAAAUCUCUUGAAGAUGGGGCACAUUGUUACAGUGUGGAAUCGCACAGGAGAGAAGUGCGACCCUUUCCUCCACGAAGGGGCUGGUUUAGGACGGACACCAGCAGAGGUUGUUUCGACUUGUGAUAUCACACUCUCUUGCAUUUCUGACCCAAAGGCAGCUAAAGAUUUGGUUCUGGGUCCCAGUGGGGUUCUACAAGGGAUUCGACCAGGCAAAUGUUACGUUGACAUGUCCACAUUGGACCCUGAGACUUCCACAGAAAUCUCGCAGGUGAUCACUUCCAGAGGGGGGCGCUAUCUCGAAGCACCAGUCUCAGGGAAUCGGCAGCUAUCGGAAAAUGGAAUGCUGGUGAUCCUUGCAGCUGGAGAUAAGGCUUUGUUUGAUGAUUGUAGCAGCUGUUUUCAGGCCAUGGGGAAGAAGUCUUUCUAUUUGGGAGAGGUGGGCAAUGCCUCGAAGAUGAUGCUGAUUGUCAAUAUGAUCCUGGGCAGUUUCAUGGCUUCUGUCGCAGAAGGCUUUACAUUGGCUAAAAUAGUCAGCCAAUCGCAAGAUGUAUUGCUUUACAUCCUCAGUCAGGGACCCUUAGCGUGUGCUUUUUUGGACCAGAAGUGCCAAAGUAUUUUACAGGGAAGCUUCAAGCCUGACUUCUUGUUGAAACACAUACAAAAGGACCUUAGGCUGGCCAUCGCUAUGGGUGAUUCGGUCAAUCAUUCAACUCCUGUGGCUGCUGCGGCGAAUGAAGUUUUUAAGAAAGCAAAGACCUUGGAUCAGUCUGAAAAUGAUAUGUCUGCAGUGUAUCUGGCCUGCAAUCAGAGACCGUGACAAUCUUUUAAUUGUUUCUUAAACAUUUGGGGCCACUUUUUUAUUUUCAUAUUUUCCAUUAUCAGUACAUGGUUUACUUUUCCAUACUGGCCAUUGUAUAUAUUUUCCUCUGGUGAUUUGAGGAUCAAAUGACCUAUACCUAGCCAAAUCUCAUAAAUGCACUGACCUGGCACCUCUCGAGAUUAAAGUGAAUGUGUGCCAACCAUCUGCUGCUUUUCUUUGUAUAAUUUUGUUAAGAUGGUAUGAAAGGUUGACUCGUAGAAUAAUGGGUUAUCGAUAAAGGUCCAAACUGAUGUUAAUCCUUAACAAUUGUUUUUAUUGGUUUGGUUAAGUGCCUCCUGAUUGUAAUUGGUGAUACAGACUCCAUUGCUGGUACUGCAUGUUGCCAUCAAUGCUAUUGUUCACAAAGUAACGAAGAGCAAAUGUACAAAACUAAAGAAUGAAUAUCAGGAGUACUGGAGAGAAGUGGAAUACUUAAGCAGCUUCAGGCCUGUACUGUGGAGAUACUGCCAUGGAUAAUGAUCCUGGUAAUCUCAGUGAUGUGUAUAUUUUAAAAUAUUUGGUACAAGAUGAAACUUUUACUUGUGCCUUGCUUAAAGUUUCCCAUGUGAUUUGCUCAAGUAGGUAAAAAACGCAAUGUAAUUGGAAGAAAGAUUGCACAGCUUUUGAACUAGACUGUUGGUCCAAUUGUUACCAGCAGUUGUUUUGCAUGCAAUAAUUUUGUAUUUGUUGGGUGCAUUUAAAAAAAACCUGAUAUUUUUGUGAUUUGAAAAAGUUUUCCAAUGGGGAAAAAAAUGUUUUGCUGCCUUGCAAGUGGCUGCCCUCUGGGUAGUGAUUUUUGUGAUCAGGUUGACCUCGCUGUUUAGUUUCCUUGGUCUCAAAUAUUUAGGGACCCAGUAAGAAAGUUUAGACUACUAAAAUGACCAUGUAUGUAGAAGAGGUUUGCGUAAACUGUUUAUCAUUUUUGAUAUCUUAACUAUUUUCCAUGCAUGGUCCUACUCAACCUAAAGUUAUAGGGGUUUUUUUUAGAAUCUCAUAUUUAUUUACCUUUCCAGGUUUGAAAGAACCUUUCUUUUGCCCAGAAACUGAUUUAUCAGUAAAAGGCAUGCAAACAAAUCAGUGUUUUUGGUUCAUAACUGUGGGUCUUUGAGUUGAUGUGGAUGCUACUUGUGAAUGCAAAUUGUGUAUGAUACCAGCUACUUUUAAUUGCUUUUAUGUUGCCACAGUCUUUUGUUCCAUAAAGUAGGUAUGGAAUGUAAUAUUGGUCACUUUACUGAAAGGCAUGUGAUCACUUUUGGCUACACCAAAGCAUGAUGGUCAAGUAUUCAACGUGACCAGAUCAAUCUAAUAAACCUAAGGGUAGGUCAGACUCCAUUUAAGCUGCUUUUAAAAUAUGUAUGGAAAGCAGCCAGAUAUGUUUGGAAUUGAGCCCUAUGCAUCCGAGUGGAUACUAAUUUGGAAAAACAGUAUUCUAAGUAUAAAAUACAUCUAAAUUGCAUGCACAUGCCUCAAUGUUGGCAAUUAUGCUGAGUUGCAGGUGUAUUACAGUGGUUUAGAUUGCUGCUCAUAAUUCAAUGUACAGAAACAUCACUUACCUUCAAACAAUAACUUUUGCCUAAUGCAAACACCAGCUUGCAUGCUCUGAAGUGAGAGUCCACUCUCUCAUUUAGUGAGAAAGAAGUCUUUGUGAUAACUUUAUUCUUGCGAAAAGUACCACCACCAUGUUUUUGGUACUAAACUGCAACCCAACGUUCAGACUUCUGUCAGUUAUCAAACUUGGAAAUUCUUGAGAGAAAUGUACAGAAAAGCAAGCCACGUGAAAACGUAUGUUUACCUCCAAUGUGGUAAUGCGGUUACCUCCGUUUACGUGGACGAUGUUGGUCAAACCAGCCUAAUAAUUUAGCGGCAUAAAUACCGUUAAUUGCUGUGGUCAAUUUGGGACUUUCAUUUGUAUCUGAAAAGAAAGUGGCUAAUGGCAUAGUUUAUCUUUUGAAAUGCUGUACCAGAUUUAGUUCAAGCUAAACAUAUUUUGGCAGCAUGUUGGUGGUCAUGAGACAACUGUACAUCAUGCGGGCAUUAGAGUUUGUGAAUAGCAACACUUUGAAUUGUAAUGACUCUUUGAAGUCAUUCUUUUAGUUGAUAAUUUAGAAAUAUAAGAACUUGAUUUCAAGUCACAUUAAAAUAUAGGCUAACAAUCAUUAAUAGCCUUUUGCAUCAUAUUUCUGUUAUAACAAUAUUUUUAGAGAUAAUUUAUUUAAGUGUGAUGUAAUGAUUCCUGAAUAGUUUUCUUGCACGAACGAUUGUGUUUCCACUUUGCAUUGAAGGUUGUUUACUUAUGUUAUUAAACGAUUGCUUUGCAAUGCUGAGUGACCUGUGUCUG